This is a messenger RNA of Exophiala oligosperma, 1708 nucleotides long. RefSeq lists its product as uncharacterized. Gene Ontology annotation, cellular component: ribose phosphate diphosphokinase complex; cytoplasm. Gene Ontology annotation, biological process: purine nucleotide biosynthetic process; 5-phosphoribose 1-diphosphate biosynthetic process; ribonucleoside monophosphate biosynthetic process. Bases 9 to 1115 code for a protein of 368 amino acids. NCBI's taxonomy places the organism in Eukaryota, Fungi, Ascomycota, Eurotiomycetes, Chaetothyriales, Herpotrichiellaceae. The record is from RefSeq and is a predicted model, not a curated record. Gene Ontology annotation, molecular function: ribose phosphate diphosphokinase activity; magnesium ion binding. The transcript has 3 exons.
CAGGCUUUAUGACCGGCAACGAUUUUCUAUCCUUUCUUUCUCAUGGCAGACCUUCUUCGAUAACGACUUCUUCCCUCGGCUCCUCAGCUAUGGCGUCCAAUUCUAUCAAGUUGUUGACUGGCAACAGUCAUCCCGAGCUAGCAAAGGCGGUUGCCCAACGGCUAGGUAUCGAGCUCACCAAGAUCAUGGUCUUGCAAUACUCGAACCAGGAGACUAGCGUGACGAUCGGUGAAUCAGUGCGAGAUGAAGACGUAUUCAUCCUUCAAUCGACGCGACCUAACGAUAUCAACGAUGGCUUGAUGGAGCUCCUCAUCAUUUGUAAUGCCUGCAAGACUGCUUCCGCGCGACGGGUCACUGCGAUCCUACCCAAUUUUCCUUAUGCUCGGCAAGACAAGAAAGACAAGUCGCGAGCCCCGAUUACCGCAAAGUUGAUGGCGAACAUGUUACAGACCGCGGGUUGCAACCACAUCAUCACAAUGGAUUUACAUGCGUCCCAAAUACAAGGCUUUUUCAAUGUCCCCGUGGACAAUCUCUACGCCGAGCCCAACUCUACCAAGUGGGUGAGGGAAAACCUCAUGCAUGCGACGGAAGACAAUGCCGAGAUCAAUGGCGCAAAGGAGGAUUGUGUUAUAGUCAGUCCUGAUGCUGGUGGUGCGAAGAGGGCAACUUCGAUCGCAGACAAGCUCGAUCUUCCCUUCGCUUUGAUACACAAGGAAAGAUCUCGCCCGAACGAGGUAAGUCGCAUGACGCUCGUGGGCAACGUCAGCGGCAAGAUCGCAAUCCUGGUCGAUGAUAUGGCCGAUACUUGUGGCACUCUUGCCAAAGCUGCAGACACUCUGAUCAAGCACGGUGCAAAGGAUGUGGUCGCCCUGGUUACUCACGGAAUCCUAUCUGGCAAAGCGGUCGAGAUUCUUCAAAACUCUAAAUUGUCAAGACUUGUGAUCACGAAUACCGUUCCCGUCCCCGAGGAAAAGGUCGAGGCACUCAAGGUUGAAGAUGGACAAAAAGGUUGCAGACUUGAGUUCAUCGACAUUGCUCCGGUUCUGGCCGAGGCGAUUCGACGUACUCAUAACGGCGAGAGCGUCAGCUAUCUAUUCAGCCAUCCUGUGUCGUAGCCUGGCGCCAUGGAGUUAUUUCCCCCAUCACCACAUACGCAUCGCUGGAUUGCAGUAUAUCAGACACGAUCAGGGAGGAGCGUCCGGGAUUUUUGUGGCCCAAAUAUCGACCUGGCUACGGCCUGCAUCACGACAAGGGCAUUCAACGGCGAGCACAGUCUGAUUAAUCAUGGAUGUCACGAUCUUGUCAUCUGAGUCAAAGCGCUUGCGAGAACAUGAGUCGCCGGUGAACAAACAGUAUAGCAGACUCGUUGAGGGUUGCUCACAUGCUCUGGUAUUGUUCAGUUGUGUUCGGGGCUACGAAACUGGGGGAUGGGAAUGCCUGUCUGCUGGACAAUUCGGUAUCGGACCGUACUCAAGGCCAAUCACGAACUCAACUCAGCCACCCGUACAUAGUGCGUGGAAUGGCUGGCCUGGCUAUGCCUUCAUGAAAGUGGAAGAAAGUUCAAGUAGUACCAUCUGCUUCACGAAGCCUUUCAGACCAGACACGGAUUUGGAUAUCCACGCAGUCUUAACUUUAUAGAGUAAGCGCGCUCUUGCGAGAUAUGCCCUCGCUUCGAAUACUAGGCAUAUCCGACGUACCCAGGAUGGCU